GCCGCGCCCCUCCUGCGGGGCUGGGGACGGGUCUCCCCGCCGGACAAACGAGGGGCUGCGGGAACGGACCGGUGUCGUCCUGACGGCGCCGGUCGCCUUGUGUCCGUGCGGUGUGGUGACUUGGCUAUUUCGAUGGCUGUACCGGGGGGACUGCACCUCCGACGGACAAACGCCCCGGCCACCCUCGGGGCGGAGGGCGUCUCAGCCCUCACCCCCUGGAUGAGCUGUGUUGCACUCCAGUUUUUGUCAAGUGGGAGGUUAAAAUUUUGAACAGACUCCCUGAUGAUCAGAACUGAUUUCAGGCCCACCUUUUGGAAAAAAGACUGCCUUUUAAAAGCUCUUACGUUUUCUAUCCGCGCUGCCUCUUGGUAGUGCUCUCGACGACUUUUCUCCUUAAGGUUAUCUUUCAAAACUGUGUUCCUGGGAAACCUAAAAGAGGAAACAGGAGUUUGUUUUUGCGAUAGAUUUUCAUUUUCUCAGACUAACGUAAUUUCAGUAAAAACAUUUCAGCGUGAAAACUCCAUUUUCUUUAUUGUAUUUAUUAGUAAUUCUUCAAUAUAGAAUCACUGAUCGUUAACAGUGUGUUCUAUCUUAGUACAUUUCAGCAUCAAGACUAGAAAAAAAUAAAGAAUGGCUGUGGAGGAACUUCAAUCCAUAAUAAAGAGAUGUCAAAUCCUAGAAGAGCAAGACUUUAGAGAAGAAGACUUUGGCCUGUUUCAGUUAGCAGGCCAGAGAUGCUUAGAUGAAGGGCACAUAGAUCAACUGGUAGAAAUUAUUCAAAAUGAAAAGAAUAAGGUCAUCGUCAAGAACAUGGGCUGGAAUCUAGUUGGUCCUGUUGUUCGAUGCCUUUUAUGGAAUGAUAAGGAAGAUGAUAAAAGAAAGUAUUAUUUUCUGAUGCUUGAUGUACUGGUAAAGUUAUGUAAUCCAAAGGAAUUAUUGUUGGGUUUGCUUGAACUGAUUGAAGAGCCGUCUGGAAAACAGAUAUCCCAAAUUAUUCUUCUUUUACUUCAGCCAUUACAAACAGUGAUUCAGAAACUUCGUAAGAACAAGGCGUAUUCAGUCGGGCUAGCGCUGUCCACUCUGUGGAGUCAGCUCUCGCUGCUUCCUGUUCCCUACUCGGAAGAACAAGUGCGAGCGGACGACCACGGCCUCUGUCGGUGCUGCAAGGCCCUGGCAGAGUUUACUCAGCCUUUUGUGGAGGAAGUCGCUGCUGACAAGGAAAACUCAGUGGAAAAUGAAAAAUUAAAGGAUGAAUUACUGAAAUUUUGUUUCAAAAGCUUGAAAUGCCCUUUGCUGACAGCACAAUUCCCUGAGCCGUCUGAAGAAGCUGGAAAUGAUCCUUUCAGGUGUUUUGCGUCUGAAAUAAUAGGUUUUUUAUCAGCAAUUGGAUACCCUUUCCCCAAAAUGAUUUUUAAUCAUGGAAGGAAAAAGAAGACUUGGGAUUAUCUUGAAUUUGAGGAAGAAGAGCACAAGCAGUUAUCAGACUCCCUGGCUUCUCUGGCGUACCUCGUGUUCGUGCAGGGCAUCAGCAUUGAUCAGCUUCCCAUGGUCUUAAGCCCAUCAUACCUUUUGCAAUUUAACAUGGGCCAUAUUCAAGUCCUUUUACAAAGAACAGAGGAGUCUGUUUUCUCCAAAGGAUUGGACCUGCUGGAGAACGGUUUGUUGAGAUUAGAGGACAACAGGCUGCUUCACCAGUACUUAGAAAUCAAGAGCUUCCUUACUGUGCCUCAGGGCUUAGUCAAAAUAAUGACACUCUGCCCCACUGAGACACUGAGAAAAAAGGGUUUAGCCGUGCUUCAGUUGUAUAUUAACAAGUUGGAAUCACAAGGCAAAUAUACAUUAUUUAGGUGCUUACUGAAUACAAGUAAUCACUCAGGUGUGGAGGCCUUUAUUAUUCAAAAUAUCAAAAAUCAAAUUGAUGUGUCAUUAAAGAGAGCACAUGACAACAGAUGGUUCACAGGACCACAGCUGAUUUCCCUUCUAGAUCUGGUGCUCUUUCUCCCAGAGGGUGCUGAAACAGAUCUACUGCAAAACUCAGAUAGGAUAAUGGCCUCAUUAAAUUUAUUGAGGUAUUUGGUUAUCAAAGAUAAUGAAAAUGACAAUCAAACUGGACUAUGGACAGAACUCGAAAAGAUUGAAAAGAAUUUCUUAAAGCCACUCCAUAUAGGACUUAAUAUGUCAAAAGCACAUUAUGAAGCAGAAAUUAAAAACAGCCAAGAAGUCCAGAAGUCUAAAGAUCUUUGUUCUGUAACUGUGGGUGGAGAAGAGAUCCCUAAUAUGCCUCCUGAAAUGCAGCUUAAGGUCCUACAUUCAGCUCUUUUCACAUUUGAUUUGAUUGAAAGUGUUCUGGCUCGAGUAGAAGAACUCAUUGAAAUGAAAACAAAAUCUACCUCUGAAGAAAGUAAGAGAUGAAGUCAAAGCUCCAUCUCCUAAAUAAAAAUUAGUAAAAUGUAUUUUUCAUUAAGAUUUAUUGAAUACCUUUAUUAAAAUUUUUCUGUGAAACACUUACCAAUAGAAAAUAAAUGUAGCUUUUCUUAUUUAUGUUUCUGUAAUGAUACAUUAUAGAUCAGUGGCAUUGUUUGGUUUUAAAAAGGUAUCCACAUGGUAAAUAAUGCCCAUAUGUGUAUUCUAAGUACAACUGUUAAAAAUCCAACACAAAUGAAUAAUUUUACACUAUGACUUCAUAAAAUGUACUUGAAUUGCUUUUAUUCAUUCAGAUAGUUGUAGUGAGUUGAUAAAAAUACUGAUAAAUUUUAUGUUCCAGUUAGAUGUUGUAUGUUACAUUUCAGAACUCCUAGUAUGGAACUGGCUAUCAUACCACCAUAAGCGCUUAGAGAGCAGUUUUGAGUUCAGACCAGUUCACUACUUAACCUCCCCUGCUUUCUCUGUCUCCAGAGGAGGACAGAGUUCUACCAGCAGCUCUCCAGCAGCAGUUACAAAGUGAAAGCAUCUGCAGAGAUUAAUUUUAGAAAUACUGGCUGGCUCAUGGAAAAGCUAAAAAGUACCUGUGACUUUUCCUUUAAUCUAAGGGGCUAACUAGAAAAUGCUGUAUAUUUAUUUCCAAGUAAAUAAUUGUUUACCCAACUGAGUUUGUAUCAUUAAGAAACUGCAUCUGAAUUUUUAUGUAUGUACCAAUUUUUUUAAGCAUUACUAAAUGAAUUAACAAAACUGAAAA
Molecule: messenger RNA, 3175 nt
Organism: Vicugna pacos (alpaca)
Lineage: Eukaryota; Metazoa; Chordata; Mammalia; Artiodactyla; Camelidae
Source: RefSeq, a predicted model, not a curated record